AGUUUUUCCAGAUCUAGCAACGCUGUCGCUGAGUGUCGUUCUUUUUUGUGCUGGUUUACUACGUAAAAGUGUUGCUCGCUCUGCGUUCGUGCGAUAAAUAAAAUAGUAUCAUUCCCAACCGGGCGUCCAGAGUAGCCCCCUUCUUGGACAGACGGUCGAAACGAAGGAUUGAUAUCCAAUUUCCUGGCUAACACCAAUAUCGAAACCAAGAGUUUGGUCCAAAGUGCGUGCGAGUGUGUUGGUGCGUUUCGCUUCGCGUGUGAGUGUGUGUGUGUGUGCGUGUGUCGUCGUAGCAGCAGCGCCAGUGGAGGAAGAAGAAGCAGCAGCAGCAGAAAAGGAGCAGCGGAAGAAGAAGAUUGUCCAGGCACAUUUGCCGGAACGGGAACGAACCCGUAACUUGGAAGGGACACAAGGCGAUAGAGCGCGUUAGUGGAGAGAGAAAUGCAACAACAACCGGAGUCCGGAGGCGAGGAGAGCUGGCUGGAGGAGCAGUGUCACCGAGAAAUCCACGGUCAGCACGAUGAAUACGAACGGGAGUUUGUGCGUCAGCGGGAUAACAAUCUGGGCACUGUUUGGGGAGCAUUCCAGGAUUCGGCCACCGCCGUUGCCCAGCUGUACAGAGAACGCUCAUCGAACACAUUUUCCUCGGAUACAGGCGCCCUUUGGCUGCCCUUCCAGACCGCAGCUGGCACUGUGACAACACUCUACAAAGAAUCAUGUGAUGGUCUCAAACGCACCAGCGACGCUGCCAUUCAAUGCGGCUACCAAAGACGCACUCGCGAAUUGGCCGAUUGGGCGCGUAGCAAAAAACGCCGCAUGAUACGUCGCGAGGAUCUGUUGGCCUAUUUGGCCGGAAAGCCACUACCGCCAUCCAACUCAAAUCCACAUGCCAAUCGUCGCUCACCGAAGCCGGAGCAUCACCACCAGAGCGGCAGUGGUGGCUCUGGCCUGGGAUUCCACGGCUCCGGACUGGGCCUGACCGGUGGUCCGCUCACAGCUGCCGGCGGUGGGCACUUGCUGUCCGCCGGAGCAGCCGGUGGCCGUCAGGAGGUAACGGGCGGUGCCCCCGGCGGCGGAAUCGGCGAUGACUUGCACACGUUCAAGGAGGCCUUGGUUUUGCGUCCCCGUGGCCCGGAACUAUUCGCAUUUGUCGCCAACGAAAUCGCGCGACACUGCAAGCGUCCCGGGAGUCCCAUCGACGACAAAAUGGACAUUUGCCACUACAGUAGUAAACGCCAGCGCUUCAUGUAAUCCACAAGCAAUUGCAAUUGCGAUCCCAGCCCAAAGCCAAGCUCCCGGUCACUAGGACACCAUGUAACUCCACCUCGUCUAAUUGAAAAUGAAAAUGGAAAUAAAAAGGAAAAACAUAAAGGCCACUGCGAGCGAAUCGAGUCGAAGGCUUGCGAGAACGAGAACAUAAGUAGUAACUUGAUGUUAAGAUUUUCAGUUUAAGAAUUGCCUACCGUAAAUAUUUUUUUUAAUAAAAGCAACCCACUUUUAGCCACCCACUUUGUGCACAUUCAUGCAGCAAAUGUACGUAAAACACACAAAAACCACACACAUGAAUAGGGUUAAGUUAUGUUUUAGUUGAUAGCACUUAAGUGAAAAGUCAUGUCGAUGGUAAUGACACCAGAAGGAAGAUGUUUAUGUUAUAAGGAUAAUGCCGAUGGUGGGCACAAACUGUUAAUCAUUGUCAUCAUGCAUUAAUGCGAACGGAGUGAAAAGCUUAGGAGUACGAUAUCUGUUAUAUGCCAGCUGUGCGUCUGAUUUACGAUUACGAUUAAGCGAAGCGGUAAUAGUGAAUGGUAUUGUAAAAUGUAUAACCCACAAUAUAUUAUACAUAUAUAUAUUUUUUUUUGCAUUAUGCAAACCACAAAUGAAGCUGUGUAAAUAACAACAAAAUAAGAGACACCCCCCAGAAAUCCGAAGCAGAAAUAUAAUGUUACAUAUUUAUAUAUAUACACUCUUUGUAUAUGCUACUUAAAGCCGCCUCAUUUCAUCCAAUUUCCGAAACUUGCAGCUCAAAAUGCCACAAAUGUGGGUGUCCAACGAAAUCGAAAUUGUGCCCAUGACUCAUGGCGGUUGAGGGAGCUGAAAAGGAACUCCGACCCAACUAUGGCUAAUGCUCGGAUGUGGAAACUAAAACUAAAACUAUGAUGUGCAAUCCGUGGUGAUUGUGACUUCAAGCAAUCCAGGUUAUACCAGAUACCCCCCACAUCUAUUUAUACAUAUAUAGAUAGCUAUGUAUAUGAGUAGCAUACGAUGAUGUAACAUUGAUCCACGUAGUUCGGUGAGAGAAAUCCGGAGGCAGAGAAUUACUAAAGCUAAAUAUUGAAGAGGGCAGCAAGCCGGAUAAAUUAAUUGUGUAUCGGCGCGAAGUCAAGAGUCGGGAAUCGAAGUCCUAUGAAAAUAUUGCGUUGUAUUUGUAUGUACUAAAAACUAAACGAUUAUUUAAAAAACGAAAU
This is a messenger RNA of Drosophila mauritiana, 2465 nucleotides long. Its product is annotated as UPF0472 protein C16orf72 homolog. Lineage: Eukaryota; Metazoa; Arthropoda; Insecta; Diptera; Drosophilidae. The transcript has 5 exons. The record is from RefSeq and is a predicted model, not a curated record. The coding region runs from base 442 to 1251 and encodes 269 amino acids.